This is a messenger RNA of Impatiens glandulifera, 1133 nucleotides long. Its product is annotated as pre-mRNA-splicing factor 38B. The transcript has 5 exons. The record is from RefSeq and is a predicted model, not a curated record. The coding region runs from base 156 to 935 and encodes 259 amino acids. Lineage: Eukaryota; Viridiplantae; Streptophyta; Magnoliopsida; Ericales; Balsaminaceae.
UCAUCUCUUUCUCUGGAUUCACUCUGCUGCCGGCUCCGGCUCUCUCUACGGCUCUACGCGGAAAACAUACGCAGGACUCAGGAGAGAGUUUUCUUAUUCCGUUGAUUCAAGUCGAAUGAGUUCAAAUUUGGCGAAACAGUUCAGAGAUUGAUUUGAUGGAUUUGGAGACGGAGAAUAGAAUAGCUGCCAUUCUUUUGAAAGAGGCUGCAGAAAUUAGACGACAAGCUGAGAAGGAGGGUGUUCAUGCUUAUCUUAGGGCACCCCAGGUUAGGGGUCGCCCUAAUUCCCGUUUCCUAACAGCAACUGUUAUGGGUGUGCAACAAGCCAAUCGAACUGUGGAAGUAAAUGAGAUGUGGAAUAUACGCCAAAAAGAGCUGGAGCUAGAUAAGAGGAUUAACAAUAAUAAUAAUAAAAGAACGAGAGAUGAGAGGAGCAGACACUAUGAGACGAGUAGAAGCGCCAAGAAUGUUCAUAAUACCAAUGGCAACACUGCUUCAUGCUCAACAAGUAAAAGAGUAAUUGAAGAUUACAGUACAAAGGAGGAGGAGGAAGAUGAUAGAUGUUUAAAGGACGAAGAGAUUGAGGAAUUUUUGCAUUCAAGAACCAAGCGAGGGAGAGGUGCUGUUGGGUCGAGAAUGGAUGAACCAGGACCUUAUCUUCCAAAGCAGCACUUAUCAAGAAGCCAUGACUGGGAAGCUAUAGAGGAGCCAGAUCGUCGUGCGCUCGUGGGUCCCAAGAAGCCAGUAUUUUUAAAGGGAAGAUCUCGUGAAUCUUCUUCUUCUGAGGAUGAGGAAUCUGGUGACAGAAGUAAGAGAAGGAAGGAGAAAAAAGUGCAUUCUAAGAAGUCAAAGCAUAAAUCAAGGAGGGACAAGAAGGACAAAGAGAGAAAAGAUAAGAAGAAGGAGAAGAAGAAACAUAAAGAAUACUACAAGUAAGAGAUCUCUCAUAAUAACUUUAUACCUAGAAUUGUUGGUCCCAAAUCCCAUUAUAUGAGAAUUAUUGCUUGCAAAUUUCUACAAAUAUUGUCACUUUAAUCAUACAUUCUUGAAUAUUAUUUGAUUUGACGAGUAGUGUCUUGAUGGAUUUGUAGAUGGUUGAGUUGGUUCAUUUACAAUCUUUUUUUGAAAGGUGAA